GGCUUCCUUACAAACUCUUCGUAUACACAUAACUUCAUUAUAGUAACUUUUUUUUGAUCAACACCGCAAGCAUGCCUUACCCCGAUGAGUUUGAAGGUUUCAUGAUCAAUGAGCUUGGCAAGUACAAGGAGUUCAAGAAGCAGACUUUCAAGCCAAAGAAGUUCCAAGAGAAUGAUAUCGACAUCAAAAUUGAGUGCUGUGGUGUCUGUGGUUCUGAUGUGCACACUGUCACAGGAGGCUGGGGCGAAGCGCCCACGCCCAUCUGCGUUGGCCACGAGGUCGUCGGCAAGGCGGUGAAGGUCGGCUCUGCAGUCAAGAACGUCAAGGUCGGCGACCGUGUCGGUGUUGGUGCUCAAGUGUGGUCAUGCUUGAAGUGCCCUCAGUGCAAGAGCGAUAACGAGAACUACUGUCCUCACCAGGUCGACACCUACGGUGCACCGUACCCCAAAGAGGCCGACCCCGACGAGACCAUCUCGCAAGGUGGUUAUGCGUCACACAUCCGAGUUCACGAGUACUUCGUGUUCCCGGUUCCCGACGCUAUCCCCUCACACUUUGCCGCGCCGAUGAUGUGCGCCGGCCUGACGGUAUGGUCGCCACUGGUGCGUGCUGGUACUGGGCCUGGCAAGCAGGUCGCCAUUGUUGGUUUAGGUGGUCUGGGUCACUUUGCCGUCAUGUGGGCAAAUGCCCUCGGUGCUGAAGUGACUGUGAUUUCCCACUCUCCUCACAAGAAGGAUGAUGCUCUGAAGCUCGGCGCCAAGCACUUCGUCAAUUCUGGUGACAAGGAUUGGGCCAAGCCCCUCGCAUUCAAGUUCGACUUCGUGCUCAACUCCGCCGACAUGACGCACACCUUCGACCUCGACAGCUACCUGUCGAUUCUAAAGGUCAACAGCCGCUUUCACCAGGUCGGUCUGCCCGACGAGCCCAUCAAGGAGCUCAACCCCAAGCAGUUCAUGGCCAAUGGCUCAAGCAUCGGUGCCAGCCACAUCGGUUCGCGCCCGGAGAUCUUGGCCAUGCUGAAGCUCUCUGCGGAGAAGAAGCUUUUCCCCAUGGUUGAGACCAUCCCCGUGUCUGAGAAGGGUUGCGCUGAAGCUAUUGAACGUGUCAAGAACAACAAGGUUCACUACCGUUUCACUCUUACCGACUUCGACAAGGCAUUCGGUGCCUAGGGUUGCAUGAAGAUAUGACAUUAUGAGGCACUUGAAUGAUUACUGUUACGGUUACAACAGUGCAGGAAGACUAGGCUUGCUGUUUCAUCCUAUGUAUUGUGAAAUAUCAGAAAUAUUAAGAAUAAAAGGCUAAAUCACGAAAUACAUAAAAACAUUUGAUCGCAUAGCUGAUCUCACUUAGCGGAUAUAUCUUUUCCCAAUCACGUAACCGCAUGUUUAGGAUCGAUCCACCAUUCAGGCCACCAUUACCUCUAACAAUAUGAAGGUCCGAACAGAGCUUCAAGAUCGUCGCGGGCGUCUUGAUGAUAUAUCCUGGCCUUAAUUAGUUUGCACGGCUCUUAUAGUAAGGCACUUAGACCAUGUAAUGUUUAUUACUAGCAGGUACGAUCUAAUAUUUUAGAACUCUAUGGCCUUCUCGUACCCUCGAAGUGCCGGGAGAUCUAUGUCCUCGA
Messenger RNA from Truncatella angustata, 1618 nucleotides. RefSeq names its product alcohol dehydrogenase. Bases 72 to 1166 code for a protein of 364 amino acids. The record is from RefSeq and is a predicted model, not a curated record. NCBI's taxonomy places the organism in Eukaryota, Fungi, Ascomycota, Sordariomycetes, Amphisphaeriales, Sporocadaceae. Gene Ontology annotation, molecular function: alcohol dehydrogenase (NADP+) activity; zinc ion binding. Gene Ontology annotation, biological process: alcohol metabolic process. The transcript is spliced from 2 exons.